AGUCGCCCCAUCGCAAUACACUACUAGUCCGGGGACCUGCCCGUAUCAUCCCGUUUUUCAUUAGAAGCACAGGACCACCACAAGUCAGACAAAAUGGCCACAGGGUCAGCAGUGAGUUCAGCUCUAGAGACAAUCAGUAGGCAUCAUCUCGAAUGCCCCAUUUGCAGCGACAGAUUCCAACGACCCAAGAUACUGGACUGUCUGCAUAGUUUCUGUGAGCAAUGUCUGCUGACAUACUGCAGCACGAAGCAUCAGGGCUGUACAGAGAUUCCUUGCCCCGUGUGUCGACAAGAGUCACAACUUCCGGAGGCGGGGGUUACAGGCCUGAAAACCAACUUUUAUCUGAUCGGUCUGGUUGAGGAGAUUGAACUGCAAGAAAAGUUGUUGUGUUCGGGUGAGACGAAGCUGCUCUGUGAGACAUGUGAUGAUGGCAAUGAGGCAACGCAUCGCUGUCUAGACUGUGAACGUUACAUGUGUACAACUUGCAAAAAGAACCAUCCUCGAAUUCCUGCCUUAUCAAACCACACUAUAGCAACACUGGACGAGAUUCGUGCAGGAAAGGCAGCUCUGUCAAGAAAACAUUCAUAUCAACAUCGGAAGUGUCCCAACCACGAGGGUGAAGUAAUGCGGUUCUUUUGCACGACAUGUGAAAAGCCGAUCUGUCGAGAUUGUACUGUCAUAGACCAUCGCCAACCAGAACACACGUAUAUCGAUAAAAAACAGGCGGCAUCGACGUACAAGCAGUCAUUAGCUGACUUGUUUCGUCCCGUUGAAGAAAUUCUGAACAAUUUUCACACAUGUCUCAAGACGGUCUCAAUGAUGAAAAAUGACUUCCAUAUUACAGUGAAGACAGCCAUUGCAGGAGUGCAGGACAAGGCAGGUGAGAUAAGAGCAGAGGUCACGGCUCAAGAAAAUCGCAUCAUUGACGACAUCCAAAACAUCCAAAGCGAUCCCUGA
This is a messenger RNA of Acanthaster planci (crown-of-thorns starfish), 957 nucleotides long. Its product is annotated as E3 ubiquitin-protein ligase TRIM56-like. Lineage: Eukaryota; Metazoa; Echinodermata; Asteroidea; Valvatida; Acanthasteridae. The record is from RefSeq and is a predicted model, not a curated record.